CAGCUGCAGCCAGCAGCACAAGCACGAGCCAUAUGGAGAUACCGGUAUCCAUGCACGAGACGCGCCGUCUGCCCCCGGUCCUAUCCCUCCCUGACGCGCUCAUCGCUCUUUCGGCUGCUCUCGCCAACCUCGCCUCCUCCCCGCCCUGCUUCGCCUCUGGGGUGAUCCGAUUUGAGGUUCCUCUCCCUCCCGACCUCAAUGCUCUCGCAUGGCUGGCAGCACAACAACCAGCACCAGCAGCAGCAGCAGCAGCAGCAGCACCAGCAGCAGCAGCAGCAGCAGCAGGACAAGAAACAGCAGCAGCACAAGCAGCAGCACAGCUGGCUACCCCCCCACCCCCGCUUCCCAAUGCUCCAUCCGCCUCCCCUGCGCCUCCAGCUUUCCCCAGUGGCCCCUCCCCUCCCCCUGGCCUUUCCCCUCGCGUCUACUUCUCCCCCAGAGCCCCCAGGGGCACUCGCUCCCUCUCUGCUCAGGUGCCCUCCGAGCCUGCGCCAGAUGGGGCGAGCUGGUCCGGUAUUGAUGGCUCGGGUAUAGGCUCGGUUGCAGGUGUGGGUGCGGCGGUAAUGCUGAGGGGAGAGAGUGAGGGAUUCAAGGCGAGGCACUGGAGGCAAAUCCGCAGGUACCUGUCAGACUCAUCCCCAAGCGUGCGCUUUUUUGGGGGCAUCCGUUUUGACGCAGAGGCUCCUAUGGCGCACGAGUGGGCCCCUUUCGGCACUUUCCUCUUCCUCGUUCCUCUUGUGGAGCUGAGGGAGUGCGAGGACUGUUGUGUGCUCGCGUGCCAUGUGCUGUGGGACCCCUUCUUCCUGCACACAGACCAGGCCUCCCAGAUAUCCACGCCCGCAGCUGCCUCUGACUCGUCAACAUCAGCAACAGACAAGCCACCUCGCCCAUCCUCUCCAGAGGAAGCAGCAGCAGCAGGAGCAGGAGCAGGAGCAGGAGCAGGAGCAGGAGCAGGAGCAGCUAGCUCCAUGCCCCGUGUGACACAGCAUAGGCCAGCAGCGACUGUGCUCGAGGCGAUUGCAGCAGCUCAACAGGCGCUUUCUCUGGUCCGUCCAGUGUUCCGCACCCCCCACCCGCCCCGCGUCCUGACCCAAGUCACGUCCAAGGCAGUGGCGCCAGACGAGCUGCUCUGGCACCUCGCUGUGGAACGAACCCUCCAGAGCCUGGGGAACCGAGGGGUGGAAGGGGAGCAGAGACAGGGGCGCGGAGGAGUGGGGAGAGAAGAAGGGGGUGGGGGAGAAGUGGACGGGGAGGGGGAGGCGGCAGGGAGUGGGUUGCAGGGGUGGGGGGAUAAGCCGUGGAUGCUGGAGCCGAGCCGGAUAGACCAGAUGCCGCUGUCGAAGGUGGUGAUGGCCAGGCGGACUUGUUUGACCACCGUUGACCCUGUGGACCCGGUUGUGCUGCUGGGAGCCCUGCAGGCCAGGGACCCCAGCGCCUUCCAGUUUCUCCUGGAGCCCCAUGCAGGCUGCGCCUUUGUCUCCUCAACGCCCGAGCGUCUGUUUGCGCGCAAGGGGCUCGCGGUGACGAGUGAGGCCGUGGCAGCGACGCGCUCACGAGCACAGGCACCAGCAGAGGACCACAGCAUAGCUCUCGGCCUGCUGCUCAGCAACAAGGACCAUGAGGAGUUUGAGAUCGUGCGAGAGAGCGUGCACAGGCAUCUAGCGGGAGUGUGCGAGCGCGUGCAAGUGGAGGAGUACAAGCGCAUCAUAUCGCAGCACCGGGUGCAGCACCUCUAUGCGCGCAUCAACGGCCGCCUCUUCAGCACCGCAGGCGAGUUUAACCUACUGGCAUCGCUGCACCCCACACCAGCUGUGGCCGGCCACCCCCAGAAGCAGUCCCAGGAGGCCAUUCGCUUUGCAGAGUCGUUUGACAGAGGCCUGUACGCCGGACCUGUAGGGUGGUUCGGCGCCGAAGCUUCCGAGUUUGCAGUGGGCAUCCGAUCCGCUCUCGUCCAAUCAGGAGCCAGCAUGGCCCCGUGGGAGGGGCAGCCCGGGAGCGGGGAUGCAGCGGGAGGGGAGGAGCAAGGGGAGAGGAGGAGAAAGGGUGGGGGUGGUGGUGGGCGUGUGUUGCUAUAUGCAGGAGUGGGAGUGGUCAAAGGUGCCAAGGCGGCUUCGGAGUGGAGUGAACUCAACCUCAAGACACGACAGUUUGAAGCUCUGCUUGGGGGAGCCCCUGUGCCUGGCCCAGGGAGGGGUGUAUCUGGGGGAGGUUCAGCUGGUGACAAGGGUACAGAGCCAGGAAGCAGAGGAGGAGGAAGAGGAGGAGCAGCAGGAGGAGCAGGAGUAGCAGCAGGACAGGUGGACUUGGAGGGGCAACCGAACAUAAACUUUGUGUGGUGCCGAAUGGCUGUGGAGGAGUGCGUCCGGCUUGGUAUCACGUACUUCUGCAUAGCGCCAGGGUCGCGGUCGUCCCCACUGUCCAUCGCAGCAGCAACCAACCCGCACGUGACCUGUGUGGUGGCCAUAGACGAGCGCUCCCUCGCCUUCCAUGCUCUGGGCUACGCCAUGGGCGCGCGCCGCCCUGCUGCCAUCAUCACAUCCUCUGGCACUGCCGUCUCCAACCUCCUCCCUGCUGUGGUGGAGGCAAGUCAGCAGCACGUGCCCCUGCUGGUGCUCACUGCUGAUCGCCCGGCAGAGCUGCGGGACACGGCAGCAAAUCAAACCAUAGACCAGGUGCAUCACUUUGGCUCCUUUGUGCGCUACCAUGCUGACGUUCCAGCACCUUCCGACAAGGUCCCUGCCAGAUUCGUUCUCACCACCAUUGACACUGCUGCCUACCGAGCCUGUGCCGAGCCUCCAGGCCCGGUGCACCUCAACUGGCAGUUCCGGGAGCCCCUGGCCCCCGCACCUCAGGCCUGGAACCGAUCCUGCCUGUCGGGAUUGCAUCGCUGGCAAACCUCCCUCCUGCCCUUCUCCCAACCCCUUGGUGCCACUUCUGCUGGUGCUGCUGCACUUGAAGCUGAUUCUUUCAUCUCGUCUCUCCCUGCUUCGAGUCUGCUCCGCUUGGGCCUGCCUCGUUCUUUUGGUGCUGGUGUGGUAGCAGGACAGGGGAGUGGAGCAGGAGCAGGAGUGAUGGGAGCAGGAGGAGAGAGCACGAGCGGGGAAGAUAGAGCAGCCACUGGGUCAGACAUUGGUACCAUGGGCAUGGGGAUAGGAAAUACUGCAGCCAUGGGCUUCGGCAACAAUAUGGGCAUGAGCAGUAAUAUGGGCAGCAGCAGCAUGGGCAUGGUGACGCUAAGUGCGGAGUUUCAAGAGGUGCUGUCUCUGCUGCGCUCAGCUAAGCGCGGCAUCAUCCUGGUCGGCAGCCUGCCGUCCGCGCGCGAUGCCUGGGCGGCGUCGCUCGUCUGCAAGUGUCUGCAGUGGCCCGUGGCCGCAGAUGCCCUCUCAGGGCUGCGAGUGUGGAGGACAAGAGGGGGAGGGGGAGGAGAGAGGGGAGGGGAAGGAGGAGGAGGGGGGGAUGUUGGCGGAAUGGGAGUGGGAGGGGAUGUGGGGAGUGGGUGUGGCGAGAGUGGUAUGGUCAGUGGCUUCUUUCUAGACCAUGUGUUACUGCAUAAGGGAGCAGCUGACGCUGUGGCUCCUGAUGUGGUGCUGCAGCUGGGAGGUCCCCUGGUGGGCAAGAGGCUACCCGCAAUGGUGGAAGCAGCAGCCAACGCCCCACCCACCUCCUCCUCCUCCUCGCACCCCUUCCGUGCGUAUGUGCUCGUGCACCCGUCGCCACGCCGCAUAGACCCGGCCCAUGCUGUUUCUCACCGCCUGCACAUGCCUCUGCCGGCCUUCGCCUCGGCUCUCGCCGCUGCUGUGCUGCUUUGUGGGGGAGCAGGGAGUAUGGCGGGAGGAGGAGGAGGGGGAGGAGGAGAGGAUGGGGAGGAUGGGGCGGAUGGGGUUGUGGAGGAGGGCAUGGGGCAUGCACCUCUGGUGGAGUUUCUUUCUGAUGUGGUUUCCAGAGAGCUAUCCAUUGCUCUGAGCCUCCCCUCCCAAGUGCCAGAUGAAGCCUGGGUCGCGCGCACUCUAGUAGCAUCGCUGCCUGAUGGCCAUGCGUUCUUCCUUGGCAACAGCAUGCCCAUCAGAGAUGUCGACAUGUACGCUGCCGCACCCUCCUCCAUCUCCUUCUCUACCCCUCAACGCUUGCACCCCCCUGCUGCUGCUGCUGCUGCUGCUGCUGAUGGGGGUACUGUUAGUGCUGCUGUUGCUGCCGGUUCUGGUGCUGCUGCAGGGGAAGGACUCCUGGGGUCGUGGGGGGGGGGCGGUGGAGAGUGUGUGUGGGGAGGAGUGCGAGUGGGAGGGAACCGGGGCGCGAGCGGAAUUGACGGGGUGGUCAGCACGGCGGUUGGCUUUGCAGCAGGCACUCAGCAACCGGUGUCUCUGCUGAUUGGCGACGUGUCGUUCCUGCAUGACUCCAACUCCCUUGCGCUCCUUUCUGCUGCCAGGUCAGGGCAGCCCCCGGUGACAGUGGUGGUGGUGAACAACGGGGGUGGCGGCAUAUUCAGCCUGCUGCCGGUAGCGGGCACGCUGGAUACAGAUGUGUUCUCGGCUCUCUUCUCCACGCCACACCAAGUGCAGCUGCACCACCUCUGCAAGGCGCACAGAGUUGCAUAUUUCCGGGCCACCACGCGCUCAGAGCUGCUCUCCUCUCUGCACGCCGCGUGGGCCACGCACCGCCAUGCUGUGGUGGAGGUGCAGGUGCCGUCCAUCGACCACAACGUGCGCUGGCACCGCCUGCUGCAGGACGCUGCCCGGAGGGCCGUGGGGCGCGCUCUCCCGGUCUUCAAGAGCCACUCCCGUGUGCCGGUCUCCUCACGUCCAAGACAUGCUGCAGUGGAUGCAGCAGCAGAGGGGAUCUGUGGCGAAGAGAGCAGCAGAGGCAGGCAUGGGUCGCUGGUUGUGGCGGAGACAAAGAUAGAGAGAAUCAGAAUCGUUUUAAGGGAGCCCCCAACGUCAGUGGAGCUGUGUGGGGGAGCGCUGUCGCAGUCAGAGAGAGAAGGGCUGCUGCUGCACGUGCGGCUGGAGGGAGGGGCUCAGGGCACAGGCGAGGUCUCCCCUCUCCCCGGCCUGCAUCCGGAGUCACUGCUAGACGCACACGAGCAGCUGUGUCUGCUCGCGCACCGCCUCCCAGGCCUCGCCUUGCCGCUUUCCUUGCCGCUGCUCAAUGGGACCUUCUCUCUCUGGCUCUGGCACGCACUUGGCGUCCAGCCAUCAUCUCUGUAUUCCAGUGUGCGAGCUGGCCUAGAGGCAGCCUGCCUCUCUGCCAUGGCUGCUGCACACAACACCUCUCUCUAUCACCUCCUCUCGCAAUCCCCCCUUCCUCCUCCUCCUCCGCCUCCUAUCCCUUCUCCACCUCCUCCUCUGGUCCCACCUCUUCAAAGUCAAGCAUCUGAGUCGAGAGACCGGGUGAAAGCGCGGUGCUGUGGGUUGCUGGACGGUGAAAGGGGGUCCAUUCCUGAAGUGGCCCAUGCAGCAACCCACCUAGUCCAAACCCUCGGUUUCACUGCAAUCAAAGUCAAGGUAGCAAGGAGAGCAUCCCCAGCAGACGACGCUGCAAUGGUGCUCGCAGUGCGAGAGGCAGUGGGGCCGCACGUGCAUAUCCGUGUGGAUGCCAACCGCCGCUGGUCGCUGCCGCAAGCUGUGGAGUUUGGACGGCUUGUGGCGUCCUGUGGUCUGGCGUUUGUGGAGGAGCCAGUAGCCCAUCUCCACCUCCUUCCUCAGUUCUAUAGUGCCACAGGCCUCCCCUUUGCUCUGGAUGAGUCUCUAGAUGACGCCCUCCUCCUCCCCCCCUCACACUCCACUCCCACUCUCGCCCUCCCCCCCUCGCUCGACUGGUCCGGGCUGGCAGCAGUCGUUGUGAAGCCGUCCAGAGUGGGCGGCAUGGAGGGGGCGGCAGUGAUCGCUAGAUGGGCGGCGUUGCUCGGCGUGCAGUGCGUGGUGAGCUCGUCCUUUGAGUCCCGGCACGGGCUUGCCUCACUCUGCCACUUUGCUGCUUUUCUCGACACCAGCCCCUUCCCUUCGCUGCUGCUGCAGCCCCAGCAGCCACAGGAUGCAGGUGCGGCUACUACCUCUGAAGCAGAGAAGCGGGACUCCCAGCCGUUAUCCUCUUCUCCUGAUUGCCCCCCUGCUGCUGCUGCGGCCCAUGGGUUGGGUACCUUUCAGUGGCUGGUUGAUGAUGCAGAGCGGGAUGAGAGCCGAAGGGGAGGUGGAGAGGAUUAUGGGGUGGCAAGAGAGGUGGUGGAGAGCCUGGGGGGGUGUGAGGAAAGCGUGAAGGAGCGGAAGGAGCAGGGAAGCACCUGUGCAGAGGUGGACAUUCUUGCACUGCAAGAGGAAUCUCCCCCUCUGUUGAUUGCUGAGAGGAGCUCGGAGGGCUGGCUGGGAGUGCUGCUGUCUGCGCGGUGGGAUGCUGGUGUGGCUUUUGAGGAUUCUCAAAACCCUAUCACUGGUGGUGAGGGCAGUGAGACGUGUGCUGAGAUGCUGACACGUGGAGAGGAGGAGGAGGGUGAGGGUGGUCUGGUGCACGGCACAGCAGGUGAUGCAGGCGCAUUUGUGGGAGGAGGGGAGAGAUCGGCUGCGCGGACAGCAGAGGCAGCAACAGGAGUACAUGCAGAAUCAGCACCAGAGUCUAAAGCAAAACAAGCAGCAGAACCGGCAGCAGAAGCAGAAGCAGGAGCACAAGCAGAAGCAGCAGCAGAAGCAGAGGCAGCAGCAGGUGCAAGUUCAAAGUGGGAGGAGCGCAGAGAAGCAGUGGCAUUGAGCAACGGGGGAACUGUGGACUUUAACAUCCUCCUAACGCCCUCCCCACGCUCUGUUUCCUCCCCACAAUCCUCCCACCCGGACUCUCCUCUCGCUCCCUCCAACCCCCCGCCAACCCUCGUCUUCCUCCACGGCUUCCUUGGCUCUCACGCGGACUGGCUACCUCUUGCCGACCCCCUCGCCCUCUCCUUCCCAUGCACGCUCAUUGAUCUCCCCGGCCAUGGAUCCACCUCCGUCUCCCUCCCAGUCUGCCUCCCAGUCUCCCUCCCAGCCCAUCCCACAGACGCAGCUUCACCAGACGCCCCUAGUCCUGCACCUUCCACCCCACCCUCCUCUGUGUCCCCUCGCACUUCCUCCCCUCUACCCUCCCCCGUCUCCUCCUCGGCUUCCCCCUCCACCUCUCCAUUUUCCUUCGAAGACACAGCGACUGCUCUUGCAGCGCUGCUUGCCCGCCUGCUAGAAACCGCAGCGCCACCGCAGCAGCAUCAGCAGCAGCAGCAGCAGCAGCGCAAGGUGGUGCUGGUGGGAUACUCCCUGGGUGCUCGGCUGGCCCUCUACUUGGCGCUUCGCCACCCGCACCUGGUCUCCUCUGCUGUCAUUAUCUCGGGCAGCCCCGGAAUUCGAGAAGUGGCUGCCCGAGCUGCCCGUGCGGAAAGCGAUGAUUUGCUAGCAGCAGUGCUGUGCGCUGGUGGGCUUGAGCAGUUCGUUCACUCGUGGUACCAGCAACCGCUGUGGACCAGCUUGCGCAACCAUCCAUGCUUCCACUCUAUGCUCGCACGCCGCUUCUCCUCUCCUCUCUCCUCCUCGCCAUCCUCUUCCCCACCAGCCCCAUCCUCCUCCUCCUCCGCCUCGUCCUCCUCCGCCUCGUCCUCCUCCGCCUCGUCCUCCUCCGCCUCGUCCUCCUCCGCCUCGUCCUCCUCCGCCUCGUCCUCCUCCGCCUCGUCCUCCUCCGCCUCGUCCUCCUCCGCCUCGUCCUCCUCCGCCUCGUCCUCCUCCGCCUCGUCCUCCUCCGCCUCGUCCUCCUCCGCCUCGUCCUCCUCCGCCUCGUCCUCCUCCGCCUCGUCCUCCUCCGCCUCGUCCUCCUCCGCCUCGUCCUCCUCCGCCUCGUCCUCCUCCGCCUCGUCCUCCUCCGCCUCGUCCUCCUCCGCCUCGUCCUCCUCCGCCUCGUCCUCCUCCGCCUCGUCCUCCUCCGCCUCGUCCUCCUCCGCCUCGUCCUCCUCCGCCUCGUCCUCCUCCGCCUCGUCCUCCUCCGCCUCGUCCUCCUCCGCCUCGUCCUCCUCCGCCUCGUCCUCCUCCGCCUCGUCCUCCUCCGCCUCGUCCUCCUCCGCCUCGUCCUCCUCCGCCUCGUCCUCCUCCGCCUCGUCCUCCUCCGCCUCGUCCUCCUCCGCCUCCCCCUCGUCUCCUUCCACCACUGAUACCAGCAACUCGCAUCCACCCAUGGUGGUGUUGCCAGGGGGCACAGAGCCAUCCCUAGCCAUGGCGCUGAGGGGAAUGAGCACAGGCAGACAACCUCCUCUCUGGGACGAGCUCUCUUCUUCCUCAACACCUCUGCUGCUCGUGGCUGGCUCCGGGGACUCUAAAUUCGUUUCCAUUGCACACCAGAUGCACACAGCUGCAGCUGCAGUUUCAGGGUCAAGUGGCGCCCAGGCAAACACCCUGCAACAGCAACAGCAGCAGCAGCUGAAUCUAUCCCUGCAAUUCCAGCCGCCGCAGCAGCAGCAAGAGGAUCAGGAGCAGGAGUUCCCGCUGCCUGUUGUUUCUCCCGUGGAGAGUCUAGAUUCCGACUACCCCUUCUCCCUCAACCUGCCGAGCGUGGCCUCCUACAAAGCUGCUAUCCUGGGGCAGCAAUGGGACCUAGAAGAGCAGCAGUACGAGGGAGAGGUCGUGGAGGAGGGGGAGGAGUUUGAAGAGGAGACUUCUGUGGGUGGGGCUGGCGGCAGUGAUGCUGGCAGCAGCAGCAGCAGCAGCAGCAACAGCAGGUUUGAUGGCGCAUGGGCUUCAGAUAUGAAGAGAGUGCAUCUGGAGGAGUCCCUUGGUGUUGCACCAGGCUUCGCCCCUCCGAAACCAUCAGCCAAUGACAAGACGUCGUCUCUCCCAGUGCAAGCAGCCAAGGAUGUUCUUGCAACGGGGGAGGCUGUGAGUGUGGUGAUAGUGGAGGGAGCCGGCCAUGCCAUCCAUGAAGAGAGGCCCGAGGCUCUGCUGCCGCUGAUUCGCUUGUUCGCGUCUAGAAGCAAUCAGGCCAGUAUGGAGUGAGGGGGCAUUGCCUGCAGCAGAAUAAUUCCGUACCGGUUGUAGUACUAAUUCGUUGCUUAGGAAGAAGCCUUUGUUUCCGCUGGACGAGCCCUCAACUCUUGGUCCGUGAACAUUAGGAAGGCUCAUUAUUACCGGUAUCAGUGGGGAUGGGUGUUAGCGUACAUAUAUUGUAUGCACUGUAGGCUAGCGAGGUGCAGGCUCUAGAGGGGACGACACCAAUAUAGGAACUCUGUUCUGCAUGUGAAACUCAAUUCAUG
Closterium sp. NIES-67 is the source of this 9247-nucleotide messenger RNA. The record is from the annotation of a GenBank genome assembly. NCBI's taxonomy places the organism in Eukaryota, Viridiplantae, Streptophyta, Zygnematophyceae, Desmidiales, Closteriaceae.